Malassezia japonica is the source of this 1170-nucleotide messenger RNA. It is a transcript of the gene NPY1, whose product is annotated as NAD(+) diphosphatase. The record is from RefSeq and is a predicted model, not a curated record. Gene Ontology annotation, molecular function: NADH pyrophosphatase activity. Gene Ontology annotation, cellular component: peroxisome; cytosol. The transcript is spliced from 6 exons. Gene Ontology annotation, biological process: NADP+ catabolic process; NAD+ catabolic process. The coding region runs from base 1 to 1170 and encodes 389 amino acids. NCBI's taxonomy places the organism in Eukaryota, Fungi, Basidiomycota, Malasseziomycetes, Malasseziales, Malasseziaceae.
AUGGCCAGCCGCUACCCCUCGUUCAAGACAGUCAAUUAUUUCGCCGGCGGAAAUCUGAAUCGUGCGUCGUGGCUGCGUGAGUCCACCUCGUACCUGAACCAGGCGCUGGUGUUUGGACCCAAGACCUACGGCCUAACGAAGCGCAGCGAUGCUGACAAUGGUCACUGGAGUCGUGUGACACAAAAUAUCAUUGCCCCGGCUCUCUCUCUCAUGUACCUUGGUGUAUAUGAAGAUGGCUCACCUUCAAAGACGCUCAAGUACACGGACGAUGCGAAAGAACAAGAUUAUGUUGUUCCUAGUGGCCCGGCGUACUUUGCCGUGUCGCUUUCCUACCGCCCUCCCAACGUCCCCGAGCAAGAUGCACUUCCUGGCAGCAAACUGUUGGAUGCACUUACUGCCGAGGAUGCGCCAUACAAAGUUUUCCAAAUGCGUACGGUGAUCUUGACAGGAGAGUUGGAAAAGGAAGACGCUGCCCUCGCUGCUUACGGUCGUGCAAUUUUGGACUGGAGCGAGCGCUACGCAUUUUGCUCGGCAUGCGGAAGCCAGAACUACUCGGUUUGGGGUGGGCACAAACGUGCGUGUUCGUCUGUGCUCUCCAAGGUCACCGAAGGAAAGCCAGCCUUUGUCAAGGCAGUGCACAGUGCCUCCCCUCUCAAGUCGACAUGCCCUUCUGUGGAAUCGGUGCAGAACUACAGUUACCCUCGUUCCGACCCUGUCGUGAUUGUCGGAAUCGUCAGUGCCGAUGAUGAGCACAUCCUGCUUGGCCGCCAAAAGAUGUGGCCGAAGGGUCUGUACUCCUGUAUUGCCGGCUUUGUGGAACCCGGUGAAUCCAUCGAGGAGUCGGUCCGUCGCGAGGCGAUGGAAGAGACUGGUAUCGAGACCGACCAAGUCUCCUACUACCGUCUGUUCUUUGGUGCAUACGCCUAUGCGAAAGAUACCAGCACAAAUGUGCAUCUAGACCAGGAUAUCGAGCUCGAGGAGGCUUUCUUUGCAUCAAAGAAGGACGUUUUGGCAGCCGUCACCGCUUCUGAGCAGAAGCUUGGCUUGAAGAGCAAAGAUGCUCCUACGCAUAAGGGCGAACGCUAUUUCGUGCCCCCGCCUACGGCCAUGGCCCAUGUACUGCUUGCCGCUUGGGCGCGCGGAAACGCGCCGGCCAGGGCGAAAUUGUAG